AUUAUGUCAGAUUGAUUAUGUAAUUAGUUAAAUUAAAAGUAUGAUUUAUAUGACACAAAUAUGAAUAUUGAAUAUCAAAAAUAUUACUAGAGAAUUUCGCAAUAGUCGAUUGCAUAAACUGUGCAGUCGACAAAUUGAAGCUGGCACUUUAUCCGACGUUGAUAAACCGGCGAAACACGAAGGGACAAGGGGAAAAUGUAUUUUAAAUUGUAUUCGCACACUACACACGAGAAGAAAAAGAAACAAAGUUUAAUUUAGCCGACAGAGUUUAAUUUGCAAAUUGCGAUCAUGUGCACGUUAGAGGUCUCUGCGGCAGGUCGAAAUGCAUCGGCGUUCCUACGGACGAGAAAUCUCAUCGGUUUGUCUUAUUCAGCCAAUAACUUACAUUCUUCCUAUCGCCAAUGUUUACACUGUAACCCGUUACGAAUACCAGUCAAACUGGCCUAUGCUUCGUAUGAGUCGCUAAAGGAAAAUGAACAGAAUGCGCAGCCUCCUAUUAUGAUAAUGCAUGGCCUGUUUGGUUCAAAAAGCAAUUGGAACUCCCUGUCAAAAGUGAUUCAUGAAAAAACCAAGCGUAAGGUCAUAGCAGUGGAUGCCAGGAAUCAUGGAGAUUCUCCACAUACAUCUGACAUGUCUUACAAGGACAUGGCGGAGGAUAUUGUUCAUCUUAUGCAUGAUUUAGGCUUUGAGAAGGCUCUUUUAGUCGGUCAUAGUAUGGGUGGCUCAGCCAUGAUGUACACCGCUUUGCACUAUCCGCACAAUGUUGAGAAACUUGUGGUUGUCGACAUGUCUCCCAUAAGCGCAAGCCCUAAUCUUUUGCAGAUGACAACAAUCUUUGAAGCAAUGCGUUCCGUAAACGUGGACGGAAGUCCUAAUCUAUCCAAGGCACGCCAGAUGGUGAACAAGCAAUUCGCUAAAUUCAUCAAACCUCUCGCAUUACGCCAGUUCUUAGCGUCGAACUUGGUGGAGGUAGAUUCAGGAAAGUACAAGUGGCGAGUUAAUCUGCCAGUGCUGGAGCAGGCAUUCUCGACACAAAUAGCCGUGUUUCCCAAUGUUGGUACAAAAGUCUACCGGGGCCCGACGUUAUUCAUUGGCGGUGGCAACAGUGACUACAUCCAACUGAAGGAUCACGACGCGAUUAAGAUGCUGUUUCAACGCGCAGAGUUCCAUUAUAUAAACGGAGCGAAUCACUGGGUUCACGCGGACAAUCCUAGUGAAUUCGUCGCAGUUCUAACGAAUUUUGUAAACCGUCCCUUGCCUUCGUGAUGCUUGUGAACAUAUACACGCAUACUCGUGAAGAACAAUCGUAAAAUAUCCUUUGUAAAUAUAUAUAUACAUGUAUUUCGGGUGAGAACUUCACAAUAAUUACAGAACAAGGUGAAAAGUA
Harpegnathos saltator (Jerdon's jumping ant) is the source of this 1387-nucleotide messenger RNA. RefSeq names its product protein ABHD11. Gene Ontology annotation, cellular component: mitochondrion. The coding region runs from base 289 to 1266 and encodes 325 amino acids. Gene Ontology annotation, biological process: lipid metabolic process. Gene Ontology annotation, molecular function: carboxylic ester hydrolase activity. NCBI's taxonomy places the organism in Eukaryota, Metazoa, Arthropoda, Insecta, Hymenoptera, Formicidae. The transcript has 5 exons. The record is from RefSeq and is a predicted model, not a curated record.